CGGGGCGGGGCCUGGCGCCGGAAGUGCGCGCGGUCCAUGUACCAAUGGCUGCUCGCGGUCCUCCGCGCCCUCCGCGACGCCGCCCGCCAGGCCCCGGCCCCGGCCCUCGCCCCGGCCCCGCGCCCGCGGCCGCCGCCACGAAAGAAGCCGCCCCCCAGUGUUCUGUCACCUGUGGAAGAUCCUGAGGAGAUUCCUGCAAAGAGGCUGAAGACAGAAUGUGUCUCAGGGGCUAGCAAGGAGCCCGAAGAGGUUGCUGUGGCUGCCAAGUUGCCACCUGGGGCAACAAGUAGAAGCCAGGAGACUAAAGAGAGAGAUGACUACUUCUUCUCUGACUCUGAAGAUGAGAUUGUGUACAUUUCUUCCGAUUCUUCAUUUGUAGCAUCUGCUGAGGAUGAGCACACAACAGGAUCUGAAAUGCCUUGUGAGACCAGCCCGUGCUUGACUGAGGAAACACCAUCCUCUCUUUCCAAGAGAAUUCCAUAUCUGAGCCUGAGCAGGAAUAACCACAUCCGAGCUGCUGCGGAGAGCCCUGUCACACCCAGGCCCCCCAUCAAGGAGCUAGGACCCAGCUCCCGAGGAGUCAGUGGCACCAGGAGGCCUUUGUGUGCUGCUGAAGAGGAUGUUCAGCAAGCAGAAAAUAAGAAGUACAAAGAGUUCUUGAGCCUGUUCAAGGAAAAAUAUUCUGGAAGGCUUACUUCUCCACAUCCAGCAAGACUCAACAAAGUUCAAACCAAGGAACCAGGGAUGACUGGGAGUCCCCUGAAAGAACAAAAACCCAGAGGUGCCUCUCCAGCAGUGCCAGAAAGGACCCGUGUCAAACAUGGGGAUGUUUUCAGCCCCCAGCUGCCUCAGAGAGGUGUCAUGAUCAGCUAUUGCACACUACCAGAAGACUCUCAUGGACGAGGAAAACGAGAGAAACGAGCAGCUUCAGUGGGCCAGCGUGACGCCGAAGUCCCCCAGAGAAAGUUAUUCCAGUUCCAUGUGACCCCAGUCCUGUCCAAAGACCUCUUCUUUGUGGACAGCGAGCCAGUGCCACGCCGGGAAAGGCCAGCAGAUGAGCUGGCUCCACUGACAGAGGCCAUGGACAAUGAGGUCUCUGCUGCCUUUGACUGUGGUGAGCCUGAGGACGUCCUGAGCAAGGCCUUCAAGCUCACUGUGACCCGUGAGGACAUCUGCACCCUGCAGCCCCUGGGCUGGCUCAACGACAGGAUCAUGAAUUUUUACAUGGGUCUUCUGGUGGAAAGAAGCAAGAAGGAAGGAUAUCCAGCAGUCUAUGCUUUUAAUACCUUCUUUUAUGCCAAGCUGAGCUCUACAGGCCACAAGGGAGUAAAGAAAUGGACCAAAGGUGUGGAUAUCUUCCAGCACGAUAUCAUCUUGGUGCCCAUUCACCUCAGAACUCACUGGACACUGCUGGUUGUAGACCUCCGAGAGAAAACCAUCAAAUACUUUGACUCCUUGGGACAGAAAGGAGACCACAUUUGUAAAACUAUCUUAAAAUACCUGGAAGAGGAAAGCAGAGAAAGAAGAAGCAUUGAAUUGACUGCUUUUGAGUGGACCCUUCACAGCAUGGGCACACAGGAAAUCCCUCAACAAAAUAAUGGACAUGACUGUGGAGUUUUUGUUUGCAAAUUUGCCGACUUCAUCUCCAGAGACAAACCCAUCAUCUUCACCCCGGAACACAUGCCUUAUUUCCGCAGGAAGAUGGUGUGGGAAAUAAUGCAUCAGCAGCUGCUGGGAGACAUGCACUGAUCGGAAAACACUGUUCUGUAAAAGAGUAGUAUUUAUUUCUUAUUGUUUAGGUAUGACAAGAGAAAUAUUAACUUAUGUAAGAGCCUUACUGGAUGGGAACGUAACUUGUUAAUAGAGUAAUUUAUUUUUUAAUUGAAAACUGA
Molecule: messenger RNA, 1892 nt
Organism: Prinia subflava (tawny-flanked prinia)
Lineage: Eukaryota; Metazoa; Chordata; Aves; Passeriformes; Cisticolidae
Gene: SENP2
Product: SUMO specific peptidase 2
Exons: 17
Coding region: 37-1749 (570 amino acids)
Biological process (GO): protein desumoylation; proteolysis
Cellular component (GO): nucleus
Molecular function (GO): deSUMOylase activity
Source: RefSeq, a predicted model, not a curated record